AAAAUAAAAUUAUUCAUUUAUACUUCUUUGUUUUAAUUGAAUGAAGCCUUUCAUAGUUGAAUAGUUAUCACUUGACAGUGGACACUCGUAUUUAAUCCUAAUUAAUAAAUUUUAAUAUUUCUAUUAUAGCCUAUGAGUAGUUUUUUUUAAUCAACUGCUGGUUAAAAACGUUAUACUUAAAAUAAUUAAAUAAACUUACCAACAAAAAUAGUGAUACUAAUUAACUAUGAAGAGAUUAUCCGCCAAAUUAGUAUUCAUGGGCUCUCAGGGAGUGGGUAAAUCAAGUAUAAUUACUAGAUAUAUUAAAGGUGAUUUCCAAAAUGAAUGUGAAGCAACAAUUGGUGCUUCAUUUAUGUAUGCUAAAGUUACUUUACGAGACUAUCAAAUUACUUUAAAAGUUUGGGAUACAGCUGGACAAGAACGGUUUCGUAGCUUAGUUCCAAUGUAUUACAGAAAUUCAGAUGCAGUUGCUGUAGUUUUUGAUGUAUCAGACAGAGAGUCAUUCAAUCAAGUUAAAAGUUGGAUUAAUGAAGUAAGAAAAAAUACAAACACACCUGUGAUAUAUUAUGUAGUUGGUAACAAAACUGAUCUAUUGGAUUCUCGGACAAUAAUGUAUGAAGAAGCUGAAGAAUUUGCUAAUUCAGUAAAUGCUUGUUAUUGGGAAACUAGUGUUUACUCAAAUACAGGUAUUCAAGACUUAUUCACAAAUAUUGGUCAAAACCUUAUAGAAAUAGUAGAAAGUUCAAAAUCACCAAUGAAUUUAAAACUUGAAAUUGAUCCAGAAGAAGUUUCUAACAAUGAUAGGAUAAAUAAUUCUAAGAUACAAUGUUGUAUUAAUCAAUAAUGUAAUUUAAUUUGUCUAUUAAUCACAUUGUCAA
This is a messenger RNA of Melanaphis sacchari, 878 nucleotides long. Its product is annotated as ras-related protein RABH1b-like. The coding region runs from base 227 to 844 and encodes 205 amino acids. The record is from RefSeq and is a predicted model, not a curated record. The transcript has 5 exons. Gene Ontology annotation, molecular function: GTP binding; GTPase activity. Lineage: Eukaryota; Metazoa; Arthropoda; Insecta; Hemiptera; Aphididae.